Molecule: messenger RNA, 1380 nt
Organism: Cordyceps fumosorosea ARSEF 2679
Lineage: Eukaryota; Fungi; Ascomycota; Sordariomycetes; Hypocreales; Cordycipitaceae
Product: UV radiation resistance protein/autophagy-related protein 14
Exons: 2
Coding region: 1-1380 (459 amino acids)
Biological process (GO): SNARE complex assembly
Cellular component (GO): endosome; lytic vacuole
Molecular function (GO): SNARE binding
Source: RefSeq, a predicted model, not a curated record
AUGAGUUGCUACAUCUGCCUGCGCGGCCAUGAUGCGCACAAGCUGCCGUUCCUUUGUCCCAUGGACGCCAGAAAUCAAAUUUACAGCGACCGCAUCAAACACGCGCAGCUUCUUGUCGAAAACGAAGGUCUCCGCAGCCACAUCAAUACCCUAAUAGGUGGCGCGGAGGCCGUCGACGCCGGCAAGGCUGCCCAAACCCUAGCCGAUGACGGCACCACACAGAUUCUAGAGUCGGCAGACAGAGUCCGACAGCAGAUUCGCGACGCAAAAGAAGAUAUACGUCAAAGGAGGGCCGCGCUCUCAACCCGUCGCUCACAGCUUGCCGCAGCUUCUCAUGGUGACUCGGAUCGCCGCUCCAAGGACCAGCGGGACGUGGAGAAGUCGACGCAGAUGUUCAACUUUCGCUGGUCGCAGAGCGCAGAGGAUAUGGCAGUUACCCGCGCCUUUUUGUGCAGAGAGGCCGUCAAACUCUACGGCCUAAAAAGGACGCGAAAGGGGGCCUCUGGUCGUUAUGAAUACUUGCUUGGCAGACUCCCAAUCAUUGAUCUAAGAGACAUGGAGGCGCAAACACCAGAGGCAAUUUCUACCUCACUUGCCCACAUAUCUCAUAUCUUAAUGCUCAUUGCCCAUUAUCUCGCCGUGCGCCUUCCAGCAGAGAUCACACUUCCUCAUCGAGAUUAUCCGCGGCCAACCAUAUUCAACCUUGCGGGCUCCUACCACCACGGCCGUACCUCAUUCCCUGGCACGCCAAGCGCAACCACCAUACUAAAUGAAACACAACAAACAAGUUCGCAGCAUUUACCGACGCCACGGCCGCUGUACAUUGACAAACCGCUGCGCCAAUUUGCCAAGGAAAACUCUGCCGCUUUUUCCUUCUUUCUCGAAGGUGUUACUUUGUUGGCUUAUAACAUCGCCUGGCUCUGCUGCUCACAGGGCGUUUCGAUUGGCGAUAAGAGCUCCUUUGACGAUAUAUCUAACAUGGGCAAAAACCUUCACAGCCUCCUUGUUAGCUCAUCUCUCCAGGGCCCAACGCUCGCAAACGCAGCGAAUGACGAUAGGCCCGGAACGAGUAAUAAAGACGAAGUGACCCCGAGUUGGAUAGGCCGUUACUCACACGGCACUGCUUUUUACGCCCUCGCCGGGGCUGACGGCACCGAGCUCGUCAGGACUUUCAAACUGCCCAGUCCCAUGAAGCUCGCGGACAAGCUAAAAAAGAAGAUCCUCGGGGAAGCAUCCGCGCCGGACUGGGAGCUGUUGGAAGACGAUGCUUGGAAAGUGGAUGACGCUGCCGGAGUCGAGCCCGGCAAAGAGCUUCCUGCUAACGGAUCCCAACCACUAAAGUCAGAGUCAAGGGGGUGGAUGAAAGUUAAGAGUAGAUAA